AUGUGCGAGCGCAGCAGUGCAGAGCAGCAGCCAUUGACAGCGCAGCCGGCUACCACCAGCCAGGAGCCGCUAUCGCCACCCCACCAGGCCAGGGAGCAGCCCGCUAACCCAGGCCAGGAGGCAGCCAGUCACCACCGGCCCAGGAGCGAAUUUCGGGCCCAGGCGCCGGGACCGUCCACCAGGCCCGGCGCAGACGCUCCACCAGGCCCCCGGCGGCAGACAGCUCCCCCAGGCCCAGGGCAGACAGCGACCCCGGCCAGGAGCAGACCGACGCUACCACCAGGCCCAGGCGCCCGCCGGUCCCCCCCGGACCGGCGCGCCGGUCCCCCCCGCCCCGGCUCCGCCAUCUCCCCCCCGGCCCGGCGCCGCUCUCUCCACCCGGCCUCGCGCGCCGCUCGCCCCCCGCUCAUUGCCCAUGUUUCACAAACAGGUGGGUCCCCGUUCCCACCUUCCUCCCCCCCGCGGCGCCACACCGGCCGUCUGCCUCCGUGCCCCUUGCCCGUGUCCCUGCCCCUCUGCCGCCCCCCCCCCCGCCCGCUGUUCCCGCCCCCUCCGGGCCCCCCCCCACCGCCCCCCUUUCCUCCCCCGGCUUUGUCCCCCCCUCCUCCUGGGCCCCUCCUCCACCUCUCGCUGGAUCAUCCCCCCGGCCUCCCGCCCUCCCACCCACCUGCCGUCCCCCCAAGGCCGUGGCUGCCCUUCCCACGGAGCCCGGCCCUUCUGCCGGCACGCCCGCGCCCCUCGCUGCCCCGCUCUUUUUCCCGUCGUGCCCCCGCUUGUGGCUGUCCCGGCCCCUGGAGUCUUGCCGCCCAUUCCGGCGCCAUCCACUGGUCUUGCCAGGUCCGGGGUCCCGGGGGGGCGGGGGCACCACACUGGUCAGAGCCCGGCGGCGGCCGGUACCCCCCGUGUGUGCCGGCCAAUUCCAGCUGCACGGCGUGGGGAGGUGGAGAGGGCCCCCGCCCCGGCCCCCCCCAGGGGGGAGCGCCCAAGGCCAUUGUGGUACCCUUCCUAGGCCCCAGGGCCAGGACGGCCCACUCCUACACCCACACAGCCAUCCUGCCAGGUUCCCGCAUAACCAUACACCCAAGCCUUUCACCGGCGGCACUUCAGCCGGCCCCGGCCCGCACUCCUGCGGCGUCCGGCGGCGAGAGGGCAAGGGGGGCCCAUGCCUUUCCGGCCUGA
Molecule: messenger RNA, 1179 nt
Organism: Etheostoma spectabile (orangethroat darter)
Lineage: Eukaryota; Metazoa; Chordata; Actinopteri; Perciformes; Percidae
Product: basic proline-rich protein-like
Exons: 2
Coding region: 1-1179 (392 amino acids)
Source: RefSeq, a predicted model, not a curated record